Molecule: messenger RNA, 4604 nt
Organism: Xenopus laevis (African clawed frog)
Lineage: Eukaryota; Metazoa; Chordata; Amphibia; Anura; Pipidae
Gene: atp6v0a2.L
Product: ATPase H+ transporting V0 subunit a2 L homeolog
Exons: 21
Coding region: 144-2681 (845 amino acids)
Biological process (GO): proton transmembrane transport; vacuolar acidification
Cellular component (GO): membrane; vacuolar proton-transporting V-type ATPase, V0 domain; vacuolar proton-transporting V-type ATPase complex
Molecular function (GO): ATPase binding; proton-transporting ATPase activity, rotational mechanism
Source: RefSeq, a predicted model, not a curated record
GGAAAAGGGUAAGGAACGCGGAAGUGUGGAUUUGUGUUCCACCGUGAGAAGAGUCGGACGGGAAGCGACGUGGAAAGAGACUGGAAAUAGCGAGCGUUAGUUGUGAGAAGAUUUGAAAACUCCGAGAGUUUAGAAAAAUAAGAAUGGGCUCGUUGUUUCGCAGUGAGGCUAUGUGCCUGGCCCAGCUUUUCCUGCAGUCCGGCUCAGCGUAUGACUGUGUCAGCGAGUUGGGGGAGAUGGGACUGGCUGAGUUCAGAGACUUAAACCCACAAGUAAGUGCCUUUCAGAGAAAAUAUGUUGGUGAAGUAAAGAAGUGUGAAGAGAUGGAGAGAAUACUGGGAUAUUUGGUACAAGAAAUUCAAAAAGCAAAUAUACCGGUCCCAGAGGAAUCAUUGACGCCUGAGGCCCCCCUUCCAAAGCAUGUGCUUAAUAUCCAGGAACAACUGCAGAAACUGGAAGUUGACCUGAGGGAAGUAAAUAAGAACAAGGAGAAGCUGCAGAAGAACCUUUUAGAAAUGACAGAGUAUACGUACAUGUUGAGAGUCUCAAACUAUUUAGUACACAGAUCCAAUGAGCAUGAAACUUCUGCAAACAGCACUUAUGAGGAAUUUCCUAUGCUUGAAAAGGAAUCUUUUAUGGACUAUACCUGCAUGCAGAGACUUGGGGCAAAACUAGGAUUUGUUUCUGGCUUAGUUUAUCGUGCAAAGCUGGAGUCCUUUGAAAAAAUGCUGUGGAGAGUGUGCAAAGGGUACACUGUUCUAGCAUACCAAGAGCUGGAUGAAUAUCUUCUGCACCCAGACACUGAAGAACCAACGAGGUGGUGUGUCUUUGUAAUUUCUUACUGGGGAGACCAGAUUGGGCAGAAAGUGAAAAAAAUCUGUGAGUGUUAUGACUGCCAUGUAUAUUCUUAUGCAAACUCUGCUGAUGAGAGAAGGGAAUUACUGUCUGAGUUGAAUACACGUAUUCAGGACUUGCAUAAGGUUAUUUCUCAAACAGAUGACUACCUCAAACAGGUUCUAUUUAAAGCAUCAGAAUCUGUAUACAAAUGGGUUAUACAGAUUAAAAAAAUGAAAGCCAUUUACCAUGUUCUAAACUUCUGUCGAUUUGAUGUGACAAACAAAUGCCUAAUUGCUGAGGUCUGGUGUCCAGUAGCUGAUCUGCAAAAUGUUAGAAGAGCUCUUGAGGAAGGCUCGAGAAAGAGUGGGUUGUCUGUUCCUUCAUUUAUAAACCGCAUACCCAGCAAUGACACCCCACCAACCUUAAUCCGAACCAACAAGUUCACUUCAGGAUUUCAAAACAUUGUAGAUGCUUAUGGUGUUGGAAGCUACAGAGAAAUGAAUCCAGCUCCAUACACUAUCAUUACCUUUCCUUUCCUGUUCGCUGUGAUGUUUGGAGACUUUGGGCAUGGAAUAUUGAUGUCUCUUUUUGCACUCUGGAUGGUUUUGUUUGAAAAGAGUCCUAAAUUGGCACGUGGUCAAGGCGAGAUCAUGAAGACCUUUUUUGAAGGCCGUUACAUCAUCUUGCUGAUGGGGCUUUUUUCUAUUUACACUGGGCUCAUUUACAAUGACUGUUUUUCCAAGUCACUGAACAUCUUUGGCUCUGGUUGGAAUGUUUCAGCCAUGUUUUCAUCAGAAGUUUGGAGGAAGGAGGAUUUAUCCAAUAAGAUGCUAAUGCUGGAUCCCAAUGUAACAGGAGUGUUCACAGGAGUUUAUCCCUUUGGCAUUGAUCCAAUUUGGAAUUUAGCAACCAAUCGCCUCUCCUUCCUAAACUCCUUCAAAAUGAAGAUGUCGGUUAUCCUUGGAAUUAUUCAUAUGACCUUUGGAGUUGUUCUGAGUGCCUAUAACUAUAUGCAUUUCAAGAAGAGGUUCUGUAUUUUUCUGGUCUUCAUUCCUGAGCUUCUCUUUAUGAUUUGCAUCUUUGGCUACCUCGUCUUCAUGAUUUUGUACAAGUGGCUGGUAUAUUCGGCAGUAGACUCCAGGAAAGCUCCCAGUAUCCUCCUUCACUUUAUAAACAUGUUCAUGUUUUCUAAUACUGAGAAUAAUCCCUUUUUCUUCAAUGCACAGUUUGGGAUCCAAGUAUUCCUCGUGGUUGUGGUCACUCUUUGUGUGCCUGUACUUCUGUUUGGGAAACCACUCUAUCUCUACUGGCAACAUCAUGGUGGACAGACCUUUGGAAACUACAGAAAAGGUUAUACCUUAGUACGUCGAGGGAGUGAGGAGGAGCUUUCUCUAGUGAGAUCACAUGAUCUGGAAGAAGGAGAAAUCCACAGCAGCCAUGAAGUUCAGAGGGAAAGUGAUAAGGAGAAGUUUGAUUUUGCGGACGUUUUCAUGGGCCAGGCCAUCCACACCAUUGAAUAUUGCCUGGGAUGCAUCUCAAAUACUGCUUCAUAUCUUCGUCUGUGGGCUCUCAGUUUAGCUCAUGCCCAGCUCUCAGAGGUCCUCUGGGGAAUGAUCAUCAGAAAGGGUCUCAAAGUAGAACUCAAUGUUGGGGUCUUUGUCUUGGUACCACUCUUUGCAGUGUUUGGUAUCCUAACAGUGGCUAUUCUUCUAGUCAUGGAGGGCUUAUCUGCCUUUCUGCAUGCACUCCGAUUACACUGGGUGGAAUUUCAGAACAAGUUUUACUCUGGUGCAGGCUACAAAUUUAACCCAUUCUCCUUCAACCAUUUCUCUCAUCUCACCUGAAAACAACUUGUACAGCAUGUUAUUGUGCACCUUAAGACUUAUACAUGAAAUGUCAUGUAAAGAACAUCCCAUAUUGGGUAGAACAUUGUACAGUUUAAUUUCAAAGCACAGCCUAGAGCCUCAUGUUCAGUUUUGUGUUCAAUGUUUUCAUUUGACCAGUUAUAAAUAUGAAGUUGGGUUUUUUCUUGAAUUGAAAACUUUGGUGGGAGUUGAAAUUGGUUAAAACCAUAGGAAAAUCACCAAAAGUUUGUCCCAUUUUCUAAAGGGACACAUUGUGGGAAAAUGUUGACAUUUAAUGGUUAUCAUUUUCAAAUCAAACUUACCACAAGUAUUGACAUUUUAAAAGUGUUUUCUCUUUUCUGUUUCUUACUGCUUUUCUAAAGGUUCUAUGGUUUUAAAAAUGAAUUUGUUUCAUUUUUCCCUCCGCUCGUUGCCAAUUCAGUAUCGGGGAGAUGCCAGCAAUGAAUGUAUAAUUUGUGAUAGGGGGAUUAUGCUCAGCUGGGGCUUCUGUUCCUUAGCAUUGUAUCACCUAAUGUAUCAAAUUGUAACAGAUUGAGAGUCAGUGAUCUGGCACAGUGAGCUGCUACUGAGACAUGAGAGGGUAAACUCAUUUUAAAAAAAUAUUAAAACAUUUAAAAUCCAAUUGGAAAAAAAAAGUUUUUUUCUAUUAAAAAAUUAUACAUUAAUGUAAAUGACAUGACCCUUUAAUUUGAUUUAAUACAGCCACUAUACUGAAAAAUAUUAAAGGGGCAUGUUGACUUUUUGGCAGGAUAUAACUUUGUAUUGGGUUAUCUGGACAAAUGACACCAGUUCAGAGAAGCUCUGCCUCCUACUAAUCCCACAUACUAAGACUGAGAAUUUAGGAUCAAGGAGUCUGUUCUUCGCAUUACAUUCUCUAACUUCCACUUUAGGAGAGAGGACACAUUUGCAGUUAGUUUCAUGCAACCCCUCCCCCUUUACCCCCCAAAAAAUCCAAGUUAAUUUUCCAGCUUUCUGGGUUUCCAGAUGUCACAAACCCUUUUCUGUUUCAAAACAUCUAAUGGACCAACACAAAAGUGGUGACUGCUAAAAAUAAGAGAGGGAUGAAGUUAAAGGAUAACUAAAACUUAACAAAGAAGUAGGCUAUAAACGCUGCACAUUAUAUUUUGAGAUUCUGGAUCUCUCUAGUAGUGAAGAUUUGUGUCUCUGAAUAUGCCACUAGUAGCUUCCCUUAUUUAUUUUUGCUGAUUCACAGCACAUGCUCUGUACAGCAUAAUAUAGUAUAAAAUGGUGAACUCCAAACAUAAUGUAUAUGUAGAAUUUAAAUGUAGCGAUAGAAGGCUGACUAGUAACUAAUUCAGAUUCACGUUACAUGGCAUAUGUUUUUGUGACAGGUAAUCCUCAUUUUCUGCUUUAUGAUUUACAACAACCCCUAAUCAUUGACGCUCCUAACAAAAUCCAAGAUGGUGACCCCCUUGUAGACAAAUUUGAAGGCCUGGAUCAUAGCUGUUAUAGAGAUGCUGAAAUUUUAGGCUGGUGUUGUAAGCUCACUAUAUAAAAUACAUAAUUUCCAGCCAUAUUCAUUUUUAGGGUUUAAAAAAAACACCAAACAUUUUGUUCAGUUUCUCACAUUUGGUAACUUAAUUUAUUUUCAAAGAACGAAAAGGCAAGUAUAGUACGACUUUUUCCCCAAAGGCAUAGCACACAUUAUGAGAAAUAGAUAAUAUACCUGUAUGUUGUUUUGAAAAUAUAAUUCAGGCAGAUUAUGAUGUAGGGUCACUGUAUAUUUGAAUGUAUUAUAUUUAUAUUUUCUUAAAGGAAUUGUGUAAAAAUAAAAGCUGGGUAAAUUUAAAAAAAAAAAAAAAAAAAAAAAUGUUUCUAAUGUAGUUAGUUAGCCAAAAAUGUAAUCUUUAAAAGCUAGAGUCACUGGAUGUCUUGAGGGGG